Molecule: messenger RNA, 1718 nt
Organism: Drosophila takahashii
Lineage: Eukaryota; Metazoa; Arthropoda; Insecta; Diptera; Drosophilidae
Product: probable cytochrome P450 28a5
Molecular function (GO): oxidoreductase activity, acting on paired donors, with incorporation or reduction of molecular oxygen; monooxygenase activity; heme binding
Source: RefSeq, a predicted model, not a curated record
AAUUUCUGGUCCCGCCGCAAACGCUACACGGAGCUCUUCGCGUUUGGAAGCACAUUUUAACGCUGCGGAGAAUGGUUCUGAUUACUUUGACCCUGGUUGCGUUGGCUGUGGGCCUGCUGUAUGCUGUUCUGAUAUGGAACUACGAUCACUGGCGAAAGCGGGGAGUGCCGGGUCCCAAGCCCCAGCUUUUAUGCGGCAACUACCCCAACAUGUUUACCAUGAAGCGACAUCUCAUCUACGAUCUGAACGACAUCUACAAGAAGUAUAAGCACAAGUACGAUGCUGUGGGCAUUUUUGGCUCCCGCUCUCCACAACUGCUGGUUGUCAAUCCGGAGUUGGCCCGGCGAGUAUUCGUAUCCAACUUCAAGAACUUCCAUGACAACGAGAUUGCCAAGAACAUUGAUGAAAAAACCGACUUUAUUUUUGCCAAUAAUCCGUUCUCGCUUACUGGCGAAAAGUGGAAGAACAGGCGGGCAGACGUGACUCCUGGUCUAACAAUGGGACGGAUUAAGACCGUAUAUCCGGUGACGAACAAGGUGUGCCAUCAGUUAAGCGGGUGGGUGGAAAAGCAAAUACGUCUCGGUUCACCCGAUGGUAUCGAUGCAAAGCAUAUGAGUCUCUGCUUUACAACAGAAAUGGUCACCGAUUGUGUUUUGGGGCUGGGCGCCGAAAGCUUUACAGAGAAGCCCACUCCCAUUAUGUCGAGUAUCAAGGACCUGUUCAACCAGCCUUGGACCUUUGUGAUCUUCUUUGUGCUGACCAGUAGCUUUCCAUCGUUGAGCCGCCUGAUUAAACUGCGAUUCGUACCGCUCAAAGUGGAACGCUUUUUCGUCGACCUGAUGGGCAGUGCUGUGAAGGCACGUCGCGCCCAAUUGGCGGGUGGAAAGCAGUUCGAGCGGUCCGACUUCCUGGACUACAUCCUGCAGCUGGGGGAGAAGCGCCAGCUGGACAACCGUCAGUUACUUGCCUACUCCAUGACCUUCUUGCUGGACGGAUUCGAAACGACGGCCACUGUUCUGGCCCACAUGCUCCUCAACCUGGGACGCAAUGCCCGGGCACAGGAGCUUCUACGUCAGGAGAUUCGCUCCCAUCUCGAAGAUGGCAUCAUUAACUUUGAGAAGCUUAACGAUUUGCCUUACUUGGAUGCUUGUCUGCAGGAAACCAUCCGUUUAUUCCCACCCGGAUUUAUGUCCAAUAAACUCUGCACUGAAUCCAUCGAGAUUCCCAACAAGGAUGGCCCCAGCUUCGUGGUAGAGAAGGGAACCACUGUUGUGGUACCUCACUAUUGCUUCAUGUUGGACGAAGACUUCUUCCCGGAUCCUCAGUCAUUCCAGCCAGAACGAUUCAUGGAGCCUGAUGCGGCCAAAACUUUCAGGGAAAAGGGUGUCUUCAUGGGAUUCGGAGAUGGUCCACGCGUUUGCAUUGGAAUGCGAUUUGCCACAGCUCAGAUAAAGGCAGCCAUUGUGGAACUGAUCUCAAAAUUCAAUGUCAAGAUCAAUGCCAAAACCCGCAAAGACAAUGACUACGACCCUGGUCAAAUCAUCACCGGUCUGCGUGGCGGCAUUUGGUUAGACCUUGAAAAACUGUAGAGAUUCAAUUGAUCCAUAACCCUCCCCCUGAGAGCGACGAAAUAAUUGAACUUUAUGCGUUGCGCAAGCUUUCCAGUCUAUGUUAUGCAUAUAUUCUGCCAGAGAGAUAGUUAAGCUUGCAAUAGCUUU